Centruroides sculpturatus (bark scorpion) is the source of this 2685-nucleotide messenger RNA. Its product is annotated as neprilysin-1-like. The coding region runs from base 105 to 2279 and encodes 724 amino acids. Gene Ontology annotation, biological process: protein processing. Gene Ontology annotation, molecular function: metalloendopeptidase activity. Gene Ontology annotation, cellular component: plasma membrane. NCBI's taxonomy places the organism in Eukaryota, Metazoa, Arthropoda, Arachnida, Scorpiones, Buthidae. The record is from RefSeq and is a predicted model, not a curated record. The transcript is spliced from 21 exons.
UAACUAGAUAAAUAUUUUUUUUGAAUAGAAUCAAGAAUUUCUAAACUAUUUAAUUAUAAAAACUGAUUGUAAUUACGCAGUCUUGAUGACUAACCUGUAAAGUAAUGACACGGGAUAACAGUGUUGAGAACGAAGGAACAACUGCGGGACUAAAAUGGACGUGUUUAAAAAUUAUUGCAUUCAUUAUAAUCGCUAUUAUUAUCAUAUAUGUAAUCGUCGUCAGAUUAACAUCUUCAGAUCGAACUACUACUAGUAUAAGAAUUCCAUUUCAAAUAUGGCAUCCUGACGACGAAGACUUGAAAUCUCACAAUAACAUUUCUCGGUCAGACAAAUUUCAUAAAUUAGGUGAAAGAUUGUCCUCUUCUUUGGAUCACAGUGUGUCUCCGUGUGAUGACUUCUAUAAAUUUGCCUGUGGAAAUCGGUUUAAAAACAUUAAAAUCUCGGAAUCAAUAAAUGAAUUUCAAAUACUUCAAUUCAAAAUAUAUUCUACAUUAAAAAAUAUAUUUGAAAGUAAGUUACCAAACUUACCACACGCUGUACAGCAAGCAGUGACUGCCUAUAAAAGCUGUAUAAAUGUUAAACAAUUAGGAGGUUGGCCAUUGGGUAAUUUUCACUUUAAUGAAAGAAAUUACGGUAUAAUUCGUGGUAUUGCUGUUGGGAUUAAAAAGAUGGGUGUGAUGCCAUUGAUCAAAUUUUCAGUUUUACCUAACGACGAAAAUACGAUGGAAAAUCUUGUAACAUUAGAUGGGCCAGAAUUGACAAAGAUUGAUAUAUCAAAUAAUGAAGCAGCAUUAUUACUGCUUUCAUUGGCAGAGAUGCUUGGAGAAAAGAAUAAGAAUAAAAUAACUGAUGAUUACCUAGAAAUGAUUGAACUGCAGAAAUUAAUUACAAAUGCUAUUCAGAAUUCAACAAAAAACUCUCCUUCUAUUAAAAUAACAAUGGGAGAAUUGGAUAAAAUGUUUCCUAAGGUAAAUAUUAUUGAGUUAUUGCAAACUAUAACAAACGACUCGCUUGAAAAUGACUUCAUAAGGCCCGAUGAUAAAAUUGCCGUUAACAAUAUAAUAUAUUUGUCAACAAUUUUGUCUUCCAUUGAAAAUGGAAACAUAUCAAAAAGGGCACUUGCAAACUACAUUGGGUCAAAUCUUAUACUAAGCAAUCCAUUUCUGGUUAUUUCUUAUGUUCAGUUAGCCAAUAGAAGAGUUAAACGAGAGAUUAUUAAAUAUACUUCUGAAGAAAAUUACUGGAUUUCAUGUUUAGUUCUGACGACAAACACGCUUAGUUUUGCUGUUGAUUAUUUAUAUAUAAAACAACAACGCAAUGAUCCGGACUUGUUAAUUCAAAAACAGACUGAAAUGAUAUCUUUCCUUCGUGAAGCAUUUGAAAAAUUGGUAAAGAAAUCGGUAUGGCUAGACAAUGAAACUCUGACAACGAUCCUAAAAAAGUUACAUUCAAUGAGAGAUUUAAUUAAUUACCCAGCUUGGAUAAUGGAUUCUAAGAAACUGAAUGAUUACUAUCAAUCUUUGCCAACAUUGAAUAAAGAUUUUGCUGAAAAUCUCAUAAAUUUAAAAGUGUUUCGUUUGGAAAAGAAUAUAAAAUUAUUAAGAAAAAAUAACACAAGUUGGCCAGAGAAUUUCCUUUCAACUACGAUUGUAAAUGCGGCAUAUUUGUUGGAAAGAAAUAAAAUGUAUAUUCCACUUGCUGUACUAAAUUAUCCGUUUUUUGAUCUAGAUGCUCCUUGGUAUUUCAAUUUUGGAGCACUUGGAGCUAUUAUUGGACAUGAAAUCACACAUGGAUUCGAUAUUGAAGGUAGUAAGAGAGAUGAAACAGGAAGUAUCAGAAACUGGUGGACUGAGAAAUCAAAGCAAGAAUAUGUCAAACGUACAAACUGUCUGAAAGGAAAAUAUAAUAAUUAUGUUAUUCCUGAAACGAAUCUCAAAAUCAAUGGAAGUAAAACAUUGUCAGAAAAUAUAGCUGAUAGUAGUGGAAUCCAACAGGCAUUUUUGGCGUAUAAAAAUUGGGAGGAAAAAUAUGGAAAAGAAUUAAGUCUUCCACAUAUGACACAGUAUUCUCCGUAUCAAAUAUUAUUUAUUUCAUAUUCUCAAAUCUGGUGUUCAAAAUCAAGUGAAGAAUUUAAAAAGACAGUAUUAGAUAAAGACGUUCAUUCUCUUAAUAGAUAUAGGGUUAUAGGUCCACUUUCCAAUUUUGCCAGUUUCUCCGAAGUAUUUCAAUGUAAAGAUGAUUCAUUAAUGAAUCCUGCUAAAAAAUGUGUUGUAUGGUAACGUUCGUUGUUGAAUUGCAAGAUUUCAAGUUCUAUUUUACAAGAUUGCUGUGUUAAUCAAUUCGCAUCUAAUUAAACUCGUUUUAUAUUUAUCUUAAUUUAUUAUUAUUAUUUUUAAAUUCUGAAACUGUGUCAAACAUCAGUUCUGAAAUAAACUGAUUAAAUGCAAAAGUAUGCAUCAUAAAGGCUAAAGUUUCAAAAAUAAAUUUUUCGUUUUCGUUCUUUUGUUCGUUUAAACAAACAAAAUUAAGUUCUUUUCGGAUGUAAUGGGAUAUAUUCAGACCAGUCUCGACAAAGAAACUCUUUGUUUUUAAUUACUAAUCUAUAUAAUUGACAUCUGAAUAAAUAAUAUACAUGUAUAUUUAAUUUAAAUAGGUAUGAAACUUGCACAAAUUUUCAGCACAGUU